AUGGAUGAGCUCUGUGUGCUCGACAUUGCAGGCCUCCGACUCGAGCCAGAGCACGAUCAGCCGCUCAUCUCCGAUGGCAUCCAGACUGCAGUCAAGAAAGGCCGACCCCAGCUCGCUAUCAAUCUCGCGUUCACCGACGGGACCACACAGCGUUUCCUGCCUCCUCACCGCUGUGACAGCUUUGAAGCCGUACAGAACAUCGUCAGCUAUACGUAUCUUGAAGCGACCAGAGCGAUCCUCGCUGCACGUGGUGUUACUGCGACGAUUGAGGCAGUCACUCGCGUCGAUGUAUUCCUUGUCCCUCUUGCCAGCAAACAGGCCUCAAGUCAAGCCGUCAGCCUAAGCGUAGGUCAGCCGCAGAGCAACGGUGCCACCAUCUCUGCUAGCACGACGAGCGGUGAAUUCGAAAUCCAUUCGACGGCAUGCGGAGGCACCUUUGACCAUCUUCACUCCGGUCACAAGAUUCUCCUGACCAUGGUCGCAUUCAUCAGUGGCAAGCGCGCAAUUGUAGGCGUGACAGGCGACAAAUUGCUCAGCAAGAAGGAGAAUGCAGAGCUACUAGAGCCAAUAGAGACUCGCACUCGCAAGGUGGAAGCCUUCAUGGCCUCAAUCUCUCCUCGAUUGGUUAUCGAGACGCCCGUGCUCGACGACGUCUUUGGCCCUACAGCUACCGACCCUGACAUCCAGGGCCUCGUCGUCAGUCGCGAGACAGUCAGCGGUGGCAAAGCUAUCGAUGCUGAGCGCAAGAAGAACAACCUGGGCGGCCUGCGCACCUUCAUCAUCGACGUCAUUUCUGAGCAAGUGAGCAUGCAUGACGACAGUAGCGCAGAGGAUUUGAAGAAUCUCAAGAUCGGCAGCACCGCCAUCCGUCGAAUGCUAGCAGAGUGA
Molecule: messenger RNA, 888 nt
Organism: Mixia osmundae IAM 14324
Lineage: Eukaryota; Fungi; Basidiomycota; Mixiomycetes; Mixiales; Mixiaceae
Exons: 5
Coding region: 1-888 (295 amino acids)
Biological process (GO): coenzyme A biosynthetic process
Molecular function (GO): dephospho-CoA kinase activity
Source: RefSeq, a predicted model, not a curated record